Messenger RNA from Clonostachys byssicola, 624 nucleotides. The record is from the annotation of a GenBank genome assembly. Lineage: Eukaryota; Fungi; Ascomycota; Sordariomycetes; Hypocreales; Bionectriaceae.
AUGCAUUUCUCUAACUCAUUCCUCACUCUGGCGCCCCUCGCCCUCCUGGUUCGAGCUGACCUCGACCUGGAUAUUAACGAUACUCCCCAGGUUUGCCGCAGCAUCUGCCAGCCAAUUGCUACUCUGGGUGACCAGUGCGACGUCGACCUCCCGGGCGACAACAAUGACCGCCAGGAGGAUCUGCUCGAGCUCCAGUGCUUCUGCACCAACAACAGCUUCGAUGUCUCCAGCGUUGCUUCGCUCUGCCAGGACUGCAUCCGCCAGAACCAGAACAACAGCGGCAACGAUGAUGCUGACGAUGCUCUGGAGGACAUCAACAAGAUCGUCCGCUCGUGCAGCUUCUCGUCCACGAGCUACGCUGCCAGUGCCGCCACCUCGUACAUCCAGUCCGUCACCGUGACUGCGACUAGGCCCACGGACGCUUCCCAGCUGACAACCACGUACAACGGUGCUCCCAGGACUACUACCCAGAGCAACAGUGGCAGUUCCAGCACCACUACUAGCGGUGCCGCAGCAACCAGCAGCGGUAGUUCCAAUGACAACGGGAACGCUGCCUCCGGCCAGGCUGCCUCUCUUCUGCUUGCUGGUGGCUUCGCCGGUGUUGUUGCUGCAGCUCUUUGCUAA